AUUGGAUCCAAAUACAUCCAAUCACAUGGGGAUUCUAUCCAAUGUUAGGAAAAAAAAAAUCCCAAAGUUUAGCACAUAAACAAAGGGAAAAGGGGGACAAAGCCCUCAGAUUCUUUGAGAGGCGCUGAAAGCCUAGGGUUUUCAAUAUUACUCAUGGCGAGCCCCCCCAUGCACUUCCACAGUUAAGAGAGAGAGAGAGAGAGAGAUGCUCUAGAGAGAGAGUGAGUCUUCCUUCUUUGAACGUGGAGAGAGAGACUCCUCUCUGUAGUUUCAUAUAAGAAUCAAAGGGGAGAAUGAUGAGAAUGAAGAUGGAGGAGCUUGUGGGCGCAGGGCUGGUCAGGAAGCUUGCACUAUGGCACACCAACACCUUUAGGCCCAUCUUGACACAGGAUGAACUCGAGCCCAUCAUGGCCACCCUCGGGUUCGUAGCCGAAGAGCCGACGGCGGCAACACACAACGAGUGGAAGGAGUAUCGGUUUCGAGGUAGGUGGAUACCUAAAGACCAUCGGAGCUUGGUUAGGCUUCCGAGUCCGAGGAUCGAUGGCCUCCAUAUCCACACUUACAUGGCCUUUUGUGAUGCUGUGGCCUUCUACCUUGGCCUACCGGACAUUGCUGACCACUUCCAUGUUAGAGGCGUACCACUGCAUCCAAUAUUGGACCAUCCUUUAUCGCAUUUUCGGGGAUUGCCCAUGACUAUGCUUGAAGACGAGGGGCACUAUGUAUAUAGAGAUGGAACUCUCGACCCGGACUAUACUUGGAAUUCUCGUGGUCUUGGAAGUGGCGGGGGAAACACUACCAUCAGUUGUUUAGUUGCUCUCAAAGACGUCAUUGUUUGAUAUUUAAGUUUUAUUUUAUCAAAGAAUUGUUUACUGAACUCUUCUUUAGAAUUAAAGACGAGUUUGGAGUAAUUAUCCAUGGUAAAAUUGUGUUAAAGACGAGUUUGGAGUAAUUAUAUGUAGA
This is a messenger RNA of Amborella trichopoda, 960 nucleotides long. Its product is annotated as tubulin-tyrosine ligase. Lineage: Eukaryota; Viridiplantae; Streptophyta; Magnoliopsida; Amborellales; Amborellaceae. The record is from RefSeq and is a predicted model, not a curated record.